AUGGCUGUCCAAGUAAAUCAAGUCAAAUUAAAGUUGUUCUUUAAUUUUCCAGCUGCAAUUAAACCCAGGAUCUUUGAACCCCGAAUUUUUGACAAGGAGGCCACAGGCUUUGGGCCCAUAUUUGAGGAAGAGCCAUUGGACACAGUGUAUGCAGAGGAUUCACCGGAGAACAAAAUCUCCAUGAACUGCAGAGCGCGGGCCAACCCUCCGGCCAUUAUCAAAUGGUGGUUAAACAACUGGGAAAUUAAACUGAUGGAACAACCUGAUGAGCACUUUAGCCUGGUGGGAGGAAACCUGGUCAUCACCAACCCAGACAAGAGCAAGCAUGCUGGGAAAUAUGUGUGUGUGGCUAAGAACGUGUACGGCACUGUCAUCAGCAAAGAGGCCACUGUCAAAUUUGGAUACCUAAACCAGUUCCCUACAGAUGAGAGAGAGCCGGUGCAUGUUAAGGAGGGACAAGGAGCGGUACUGCUGUGUUCUCCUCCCUCUCGCUAUCCAAGUGAGGUGAUGUUCCGCUGGAUCUACAACGACUUCCCCAACUUCAUCAUACCAGACCAGAGGCGUUUCGUGUCACAGACCACUGGCAAUCUGUACAUCGCUAAAGUCGAGGCAUCUGAUGUUGGGAAUUAUUCUUGUUUCGUGUCAAGCCCCACCAUCGGCAAGAGUGUUUUCAGCAUGCCGAUUUCUCUGAUUCCACAAGUAGAGAAGGAGGUGAAGCGGUAUCCCGCUGAUAUCCGUGUGAAAUUUCCCAAGACUUAUGCUUUGGUGCAUCAGAACAUCACUCUGGAGUGCUUUGCCCUUGGAAAUCCGCUCCCACACAUCCGCUGGAGGAAAUUAGAUGCUGAUCUCCCACCCAGCUAUGAGGUCAGCAUGAAUGGAGCUUUACUGCACCUGAUUAACGUUCAGUACGAGGAUGAAGGGAGCUACGAGUGUGAGACGCUCAACGUUAAAGGGAUGGACUGGUAUCGACAGUGGCUCUAUGUGGAAGGUGCUCCAGAGUGGGCUGAGCACAUCAAUGACACAGAGAAAGAUGUUGGUAGCGAACUCACUCUCAGGUGUGUUGCCGUGGGGAAGCCUUUACCGUGGAUACGCUGGCUGAAGGAUGGCUAUUCGUACGGCAAAGGGGAGCUGAAGUUCUCCAGUCUCACAUUUGAGGAUUCGGGCAUGUAUCAGUGUAUUGCUGAGAAUGAAUGGGGGACCAUCUAUGCCAGCGCGGAGCUUCGGGUUGUCUCCUGUGCACCAACAUUCAUUUAUAAUCCAGUGAAGAAGAUUUUGCUCGGGGCUGAAAACGGACGUGUGGUUAUAGAGUGCAAACCCCGCGCUGCUCCUAAACCCAAGUUCAUCUGGAAACGAGGCUCAGAGCUGCUGGCCAACUCUUCAAGGAUGUUAAUUUGGGAUGAUGGAAGUCUGGAGAUUCUGAACGUGUCAAAAAGUGACGAGGGCUCGUACACAUGCUAUGCUGAGAAUGACCGUGGCAAAUCCAACAGCACAGGGACUCUCACUAUCACCGAGGCCACCAAAAUCAUAGUGGCUCCAUCAGACACUGAGGCGGUUGUAGGUGACACUACAAUUCUCCAGUGCUCUGCAUCAUAUGAUCCCAGCCUGGACAUCACCUUUAUCUGGACUGUUGAUUCCUACGUCAUCAACUUCUACACAGACUUUGAACACUACGAGCUGCUCAAUGGUCACGAGAACAGCGGAGACCUGCUGAUCAAGAACAUUCAGGUGAGGCACGCAGGACACUAUUCCUGCACAGCUCAGAGCAUAGUGGACAAUGCCACCGCAGAAGCUGAUGUUUUUGUCAAAGGUCUGCCUGGUCCUCCAGGUGGCGUCCGUGUGGAAGAGAUUGGAGACACGACAGUAAAACUACGAUGGAGUCUGGGAUCAGACCACAGUAGUCCUCUUAUCCAACAUGUUGUCCAAACACGAGACUUUUACGCCCUGGAUCCUGAGGACUGGAAAACCGCAUCCACCUCUCCUGUGUUUUUGGACGGAUCUACAGAGUCAGCCACCAUAGUUGACCUUUACCCCUGGAUGCAAUAUGAAUUCCGUGUGCAUGCCAUCAAUGAAUUUGGAGCUGGGGAAAACAGCCGUCCGUCCAUCAAAAUCAAGACAUGGGACGCCAGGCCUACAGUAGCUCCUUCUGACGUACUGGGGCAAGUUGGAAUAAGCGGAGAGCUCAUCGUGACCUGGAGUCCUGUAAAGCCUCAGUUCUUCUUUGGUAAAAAAUUUGGCUACGUCGUGGCGUUUAAGCAGCAUGAGGAUUAUGAAUGGAAAUGGGCGACUGUGGAGGAUCCCGAGACUAGACGCUACGUCUACAAAGAGAGCAUGACCCCAGACACUGAGAUACAGGUCAAAGUGAACACCUACAAUAACAAAGGAGAAGGACCCUCAAGUCUUAUAUCAGUGGUCUACUCACCAAGGCUAGCACCGACUGAAGCUCCAUUAGAUGUCUACGCCCGCCAGGUCACCGCUACAGAAGCUUUGGUCUGGUGGUUACCGGUCUACCAGGCACCGCCAAACUGGGUCGACGGAUACCAGAUUCGUUACUGGAGGAAGUACGAUGAUAAUGAGGCUGCUGCCUCUCGAGUCCUUGUGCAUAGAACAAUUAACCAAACACGCCUGGAGAACAUGCGGCCUGACUCCCACUACCUCAUAGAGGUACGAGCGUUCAACGGAGCUGGGCUCGGGCCACCCAGCGAGCAUUGUGAAAUGUUCACCAGGAGACCACCCCCAAGUCGCCAUUUGAGAGUCUACAAAUAUGUCAGCUUUAAUCGCAAAUGGCUCUAUCUAUAUUGGGAUCACAUCUAUAACUACUGGAAUGAGUCAUAUGUGGAGGGAUACAAGAUUUUGUUCAGGAGGGAAGGAGAGCGUUAUGGGAAGCUUUACACCACGGGCAGACACUACAUCGACUUUCCCAUGCCAGAGACAGACGAUUACGUCAUAGAGGUCCGAGCCCGAUGUGAGGGAGGUGAUGGACCCAUAUCACAGAUCAGAGUGCAAGAGGCCACCAAAAUCAUAGUGGCUCCAUCAGACACUGAGGCGGUUGUAGGUGACACUACAAUUCUCCAGUGCUCUGCAUCAUAUGAUCCCAGCCUGGACAUCACCUUUAUCUGGACUGUUGAUUCCUACGUCAUCAACUUCUACACAGACUUUGAACACUACGAGCUGCUCAAUGGUCACGAGAACAGCGGAGACCUGCUGAUCAAGAACAUUCAGGUGAGGCACGCAGGACACUAUUCCUGCACAGCUCAGAGCAUAGUGGACAAUGCCACCGCAGAAGCUGAUGUUUUUGUCAAAGGUCUGCCUGGUCCUCCAGGUGGCGUCCGUGUGGAAGAGAUUGGAGACACGACAGUAAAACUACGAUGGAGUCUGGGAUCAGACCACAGUAGUCCUCUUAUCCAACAUGUUGUCCAAACACGAGACUUUUACGCCCUGGAUCCUGAGGACUGGAAAACCGCAUCCACCUCUCCUGUGUUUUUGGACGGAUCUACAGAGUCAGCCACCAUAGUUGACCUUUACCCCUGGAUGCAAUAUGAAUUCCGUGUGCAUGCCAUCAAUGAAUUUGGAGCUGGGGAAAACAGCCGUCCGUCCAUCAAAAUCAAGACAUGGGACGCCAGGCCUACAGUAGCUCCUUCUGACGUACUGGGGCAAGUUGGAAUAAGCGGAGAGCUCAUCGUGACCUGGAGUCCUGUAAAGCCUCAGUUCUUCUUUGGUAAAAAAUUUGGCUACGUCGUGGCGUUUAAGCAGCAUGAGGAUUAUGAAUGGAAAUGGGCGACUGUGGAGGAUCCCGAGACUAGACGCUACGUCUACAAAGAGAGCAUGACCCCAGACACUGAGAUACAGGUCAAAGUGAACACCUACAAUAACAAAGGAGAAGGACCCUCAAGUCUUAUAUCAGUGGUCUACUCACCAAGGCUAGCACCGACUGAAGCUCCAUUAGAUGUCUACGCCCGCCAGGUCACCGCUACAGAAGCUUUGGUCUGGUGGUUACCGGUCUACCAGGCACCGCCAAACUGGGUCGACGGAUACCAGAUUCGUUACUGGAGGAAGUACGAUGAUAAUGAGGCUGCUGCCUCUCGAGUCCUUGUGCAUAGAACAAUUAACCAAACACGCCUGGAGAACAUGCGGCCUGACUCCCACUACCUCAUAGAGGUACGAGCGUUCAACGGAGCUGGGCUCGGGCCACCCAGCGAGCAUUGUGAAAUGUUCACCAGGAGACCACCCCCAAGUCGCCAUUUGAGAGUCUACAAAUAUGUCAGCUUUAAUCGCAAAUGGCUCUAUCUAUAUUGGGAUCACAUCUAUAACUACUGGAAUGAGUCAUAUGUGGAGGGAUACAAGAUUUUGUUCAGGAGGGAAGGAGAGCGUUAUGGGAAGCUUUACACCACGGGCAGACACUACAUCGACUUUCCCAUGCCAGAGACAGACGAUUACGUCAUAGAGGUCCGAGCCCGAUGUGAGGGAGGUGAUGGACCCAUAUCACAGAUCAGAGUGCAAGGUAAAGCCGCUUUGGGUGCUGAAUCUCUCAGCGUCGCCUCUGUCUUGCUGCUGGCACUGAGCUGGAUGAAUUUAGGCCUGUAGGCAAAAACAACUGUCAACACUUUGGCGGAAUUCACUUUUAAGAAACAAUCUUAAUAUAGUUUGAGUGCAUUUCCUUAAAGGGUGGUUUUCAUGGUGCAGAUGAUGUUUGUUUAGGAGUGUAGAAUAUAAAGAAUUUGUUUGAAUUUACCCUCUUGGUUUGCCUUACAAACUACCCACAAUCAACUAAUGAAACAGUAUUGUAAAAUAAAUGUGGUAGCAGGGUAUGGUGAAUUGUUUGAUGACUUCCCAGUCACUUAUUCAGAAAUAAGACAUGCCAUAUUUAUUUAUUUAUCAUAGAACAUGCUUUGCUAGUCAUUUUUUUUUACGUCAACAGCUGCUCUACUGUACAUUAUCGCUCACAUGUUUGAACCUCAGUGUUUGUUUAUACACUUGCUUGUCCACAUAUUUAAUUUCCAUUUGACAAUGUUUACAAAUUUUU
Sinocyclocheilus anshuiensis is the source of this 5020-nucleotide messenger RNA. RefSeq names its product contactin-1-like. Gene Ontology annotation, cellular component: axon; plasma membrane. The record is from RefSeq and is a predicted model, not a curated record. The transcript is spliced from 32 exons. Bases 1 to 4581 code for a protein of 1526 amino acids. Gene Ontology annotation, biological process: brain development; axon guidance; cell-cell adhesion. Lineage: Eukaryota; Metazoa; Chordata; Actinopteri; Cypriniformes; Cyprinidae. Gene Ontology annotation, molecular function: cell-cell adhesion mediator activity.